Messenger RNA from Cadophora gregata, 2416 nucleotides. RefSeq lists its product as uncharacterized. Lineage: Eukaryota; Fungi; Ascomycota; Leotiomycetes; Helotiales; Ploettnerulaceae. The transcript is spliced from 8 exons. Gene Ontology annotation, molecular function: DNA-binding transcription factor activity, RNA polymerase II-specific; zinc ion binding; DNA binding. Gene Ontology annotation, biological process: DNA-templated transcription; regulation of DNA-templated transcription. The record is from RefSeq and is a predicted model, not a curated record. Bases 50 to 2317 code for a protein of 755 amino acids.
CGCUUGCAUUUCGAACUGAAUCUGAUGUACGCUCGCGAUCUCAACUGUCAUGGACGGCUUCGUAGAUGUCACGAAAAAAAAGUUACAACGACGGCGGGGCGCUUGUGCUGUAUGCAAGGCCAAAAAGGUUCGAUGUGAUGGCGAAAGGCCAACGUGUGCUACAUGUGCUAAAGCCAAUACAAGAUGCACGUAUUUAAUGCCGCGGAAGAAACACAGCAUGAGUGUGACAACCAACUUUUCGGACACCCCUGAUGCGAUACAAGAUACGAGCAUCACAACUUCUAGAUAUCAACCUUCGGAUGUUUUUCAGCCCUGUGCUUCAAUCGCGCUUACGUCACCAAUAACCUCGAAUCUAUCGGCAUCUCUGGGGUCCCCAGAUGAUUUAGUGACAUUUCUAAACUGCCAAUCGAAUAUUUUCACUGGCAAUGGCCCCACGGCAGACGAUGAAUCGCUAGAUAAGUUCGAUAUUUGUUUUGCGGGCCAACGCCAGCAGAAUGAAUCCCAGGCCUUCCAAGAUAUGCUGGAAGGACUCUGGGAAUUUACAGAGGAGCCCAGUUCUCCACUGUCCACCGAUUGGAAUCAAGCAAACCGCAGAGAGGGAUCGACACACAACCAUACGUUCUCAACAAUAACGGAUUCUGUGGACUUGGAAGCGUUCCAUUUCCCAACUCCCUCCUCGAGUAAUAGCAGCUUGACAAAUAACGAUGAACUUUCAGCCGUGACCAAUCCUGCAGGCUCAGACGCGGUCUUUUCCGAUCCCUUCAUUGUUGAUGAGUAUCACACCAGCAUUGACAACUUCCUGGAAUUCCAGACAUCGCCAAAUAUCACAGUCGACAAGUCAAUGAUGGUAUCAAAAUGUCGUGAUGUCCCCGGCUCUCCACUUUCAACAACCUUCAAAUGUGGACAAAUCCUCUUGAAUGCAAACCACCAAUACGCACAAGAAAUUCAGCGAUGCUGUCAUCAAAUGGAGGAUGAAAUUAAUGCAAGAUUUCAUUUUCAGAGGAUAUCUGGAAUGCAGAGCACCAAUAUGAAGUUGGAUAAAGACCUGGCGGAGAAGUGCGCAAUUUUAUGUUUCAAUGAUUUAGAAGGCAUCGGACAAUUUCUCGACCUAUCCGAAACACAAAGAAUUCUUGACUCGGUCUGGUCCAAUUCGGAUAACGCACCAGCAAAAGUGAUUUUAGUACUUGUUGCGGUAGCACUCGGCGCCUACAACCUGGACCAUGAAACAUUCCCGGCAAUAUCUGACCGUAUUGGAUUCUCAAAUGUUAUGUUUCGUUGCGCAUUGAAGUGCUACGAUGACCGCUUUCCACGUAAGGAAUUCAUUUUUGAUUUUCAGGCUCUUCUCAGUCUGUUAUACCUUGCCAAUAAGUGUGGAUGUCUUGUGACAUCAGAUUUGCUCUCGUCUGCAAUUGCAUGCGCGCAAAAGCUUCAACUCAACAGCGACGAGGGAAUUAAGCGUCUGUGCUUAUCAAAUACGCAAGAAAACAGAUUAAAAAGAGCAUUUUGGUUUCUGUAUGCAUUCGAGAAGCCCUAUUGCAUGCGUUGGGGUAUUGCUCCGAGACUAGAUGAGGACUUUAUCAACUACGAGGCCACGGAUCACUUCAUCUGUAAAGCCUGGGUUCCGUUACACAAGAAACAAGACGAUCUCCUGCGCAUUUCAUGCCAGUAUGCUAGACUUUGCUCUGGCAUCAUCAAGAACCUGUACAGCCAAAAAUCGUUAGGGAAGCCUGACACGAGCCUGAGAAACAUAGCGAACCAACUCUGUCGCCAGGCAGAGAUUUGGAAGAAUGCUGCUAUCACAAGCUGUGGAUCCGGACAAAAAAACACAGGUGGAACGACUCCGACCCAGGACACGGCAGCGUCCCUUCAACGUUUUAAAAUAAUGUACAGGUACCACGAAGCCAAUUUUGCUAUUCAUGGCAGAGGCGCAAAUGUCUCUUCAUCGGACCCACCACGAAUUGCAGACCUACAGGGACAAUACGGUUGCAGGAGGUCCGAACAUCGCUUACUCGAAGCUGCCCGAGAAGUACUCUCUACCUGUGGGGACACUGUACCCAUCGAAGCGGCCCAGUAUGAUUGGUCGAUUCUUCAUACUUUAUCCACAGCAGCUUGCAUCCUGGUCCAACUCUCGCUCGUUUCAAAUUCUGUUGAGAAAGACAUCACAUUUCUUGCCAUGAUAGCAGGAUUUUUUGCACGACUCUCAUUCACAAAUCAAGUUCCGUUUAAAGAGGUGUCAGCGAUGUACAAUAUAUGUUGGUUGCACGCUUGUAAGGGAGACAAGAAGCAAGCAACGAGUUCUGACGGGUAUGAUUGUUAAGGCAAUUUUUCAACCUAGUCACCAGAUAUUCCAGUAACAUUAGAUUAUCCUUGACAAGCCUUCCAGUUUCGGAAGCGAAACAAAUAGAAAAAAAUCAAG